UCCAGAAGCGGGAGCCGCAGCCGAGCGAGCCGUUGCCGAGUGGCUGGCGGCGCCAUGGCGUGCGCGGGGCUGCUCACCGUGUGCCUGAUCCGGCCGCCCGCGCCCGAGCCCCGGCGGCCCCCCGCGCCCCUGCCUGCCGCCGCCGUGCCCGCCGGACACGCGCUCUUCCAGGACGUUUUCCGCAGAGCAGACAAGAAUGAUGAUGGUAAGCUCUCAUUUGAGGAAUUCCAGAAUUACUUUGCUGAUGGGGUUCUCAGCCCUGGGGAGCUGCGGGAGCUGUUCAACGGCAUUGAUGGGCACUCCACCAACAAUUUGGAAACAGAGAGACUGUGUGACUAUUUCUCAAAACACCUGGGUGUCUACCGGCCCGUGCUGGCUGCCCUGGAGUCGCUGAACUGUGCAGUGCUCACUGCCAUGGACACCACCAAGCUGGAGUAUGAGCGGGCCUCCAAGGUGGGCCAGUUUGUGACGCGCUUCCUCCUGCGGGAGACGGUGAGCCAGCUACAAGCCCUGCAGAGCUCGUUGGAAGGGGCAUCAGAUACCCUGGAGGCCCAGGCCCGGGGCCCACGGUCAGACGAAGACAGUGUGGGGGUGCAGAGCAGGCCCCACGGCAGUCGGCGGGUAGGGCGCAGGGCCCUGCGGAGCAUCGGUCGGUCACCCACCUGGUCUCCUGGCUCCUCCGCCUCAGACACAGGGCAGAGCUCGGGAGCUGAGAUGCGGUGGCGGCUCCAGGUCAACCGUCUCCAGGAGCUCAUCGACCAGCUCGAAUGUAAGGCCCCCAGGCUGGAACCUCUGCACGAAGAGGAGCUUACCAAGGGGCCUGACUCGCACAUCCUCGUGGCCCAGAGGCAGGUGCAGGUGGCGGAGGAAGCCCUGCAGGAUUUCCACCGUGCCCUGUGCUGCUACGUGGACUUCACAGGGGCCCAGAGCCAUUGCCUGCAUGUGUCUGCCCAGAAGAUGCUAGACAAUGCCUCUUUCACCCUGUAUGAGUUCUGGCAGGAUGAGGCCUCCUGGAGAAGGCACCAGCAUUCUGCCUGUAGUAAGGCCUUCCAGCGCAUCCUCAUUGACUACCUUCGGGCUCCGGACACCCUCACCACUGUGUUCUUCCCAGCCUCCUGGUGGAUUAUGAAUAAUAACUGAGCCUGACCUGCAUAAGCCAAGGCCCUGGGGCCCUACCUGCCUCAUUCUGGAGCUUCUGGACUGGUCAACUCAGCACCAAGACCAAGGACGUGGCCACUCUUAGACCUGGGGCUGG
This is a messenger RNA of Odobenus rosmarus divergens (Pacific walrus), 1255 nucleotides long. It is a transcript of the gene NECAB3, whose product is annotated as N-terminal EF-hand calcium binding protein 3. The record is from RefSeq and is a predicted model, not a curated record. NCBI's taxonomy places the organism in Eukaryota, Metazoa, Chordata, Mammalia, Carnivora, Odobenidae. Bases 55 to 1140 code for a protein of 361 amino acids. Gene Ontology annotation, biological process: regulation of amyloid precursor protein biosynthetic process. The transcript is spliced from 13 exons. Gene Ontology annotation, cellular component: cytoplasm; Golgi cis cisterna; endoplasmic reticulum. Gene Ontology annotation, molecular function: calcium ion binding.